Molecule: messenger RNA, 1941 nt
Organism: Cyprinus carpio (common carp)
Lineage: Eukaryota; Metazoa; Chordata; Actinopteri; Cypriniformes; Cyprinidae
Product: paired mesoderm homeobox protein 1-like
Biological process (GO): regulation of DNA-templated transcription
Molecular function (GO): DNA-binding transcription factor activity, RNA polymerase II-specific; DNA binding
Source: RefSeq, a predicted model, not a curated record
AUCCCUCCCCAGGGCUUCAAAUGCUCGUGUAUUUUGCUCUCAGACUCCCCCCUCAGCGCCAGUGUGAGCCGUUUUAAGUACCGGAGAAAGAAGCGGAGAGGAGCUCGUCUGACCUCCUACUACUGGGCGUAAGUCGCUCCUCUGUGCCAUCAAACCUCUCUCGCCAGUUCACUCAUUCCCUCACUCUCGGAACGAGAGGGGAACGUCUCUGUUACAGAAACUAAGAGGGAGUCAUCGGGUAAAAGGCGAAGACUUUGGAGUUCUUGAAUUGGAGAUGUUUCGGUGAUGCCUUUUUUUCUAUAAAGUCCAGUAAAAGAACGGUAAUUACGCUUGUUUGGAUCCACAUGACGCUUUCUGAACUACGGAUGAAAAAAUCUAAAUCGAUCUAUUUGUCGAGCACAGAGUGAUUGUUUAUGGUCAAGACUUAACCCAUGUUGGUUAUAGGUAGAGGAUAUCUUGGGUUUCGUCAGUUUGCGUCAUGACUUCCAGCUAUGCUCAUGUAAUGGACAGACAAGCCACGCUACCUAACCGACUGGAGAGUCCGAUCACCGCAAAUCAGGAUCAUUUACAGGCGAAGAAGAACUUUUCAGUGAGCCACCUGUUGGAUCUGGAGGAGGCGCGGGAGAUGGUGGGAGCUCAAGCGGAGGAGGGCGCAGGAGAGGCGGGCAGGAGUAUGCUGGAGUCUCCGGGGCUGACCAGCGGCAGCGACACCACACAGCAGGAGAAUGAGCAACUCAACUCAGAGGAAAAGAAAAAGCGUAAACAGAGGCGGAAUAGGACCACGUUCAACAGCAGUCAACUGCAGGCCUUAGAGAGAGUGUUUGAGAGGACGCACUACCCCGACGCUUUUGUCAGGGAGGACUUAGCACGCCGGGUCAACCUUACUGAAGCUCGAGUGCAGGUGUGGUUUCAAAAUCGGCGGGCUAAGUUUCGGCGAAAUGAACGUGCAAUGCUGGCCAGUAAAAACGCCUCAUUGCUCAAGUCUUUCUCAGGAGAAGUAACAGCCGUAGAGCAGCCCAUUGUCCCACGACCCGCUCCCAGACCCAAUGACUACCUGUCCUGGGGCAGCUCACCAUCAUACAGCGCCAUGGCAUCUUAUUCUCCAUCAUGUGCUACCAACAACACAGCCCAGGGCAUGAAUAUGGCCAGCAGUAUCGCCAACCUGAGACUGAAGGCCAAAGAAUACAGCCUGAACCAGGUACCCACCGUCAACUGAAGCGGACAGCAGGGCUGUCAGAGACUCAUGUCAGAGAACAAUCCCGAUGUCCCGACAAAACUAUUGACAUAACUGUUGUUUUCUGUCCUCUUAUAUGUGUUUUACUCUUAUCCAUCGAGAAAAAGCAGCAAAGGAGAAUUUCUUCAAGGUACAGAGCUUUCCUAAACCAAUGAUUUACAUAAGGCUGUCAUGUUCUUGGCAUGUGGGAAAAUUCAGUUUUGGAAAGCACAAAAUGGAAACUUUCUCUGUUCACACUCACUGUGGCAGCAGAGUGUGGUCAUCCCGUUUGAAGACCGUGGCUUUCUAUAGAUUGCUUUCUCGAGACCGUUGCUGACCACAGGGAUUCGAUGACCUCUGUGGAAUCCAUAUACUACAAUCUUGUGGACAUCUGGGAAGUUUUUAGGAUUUCCCCUUGAUUUCUCCUUGGAACUCAUAAAUAUGCACUGAGGCCACAAAUUGGGAUUUGGAUAUUUUGAUUAUUUGGAACCGGGUGAAAUUUGGCUCCAUUGUUACCGUACUCUAAAAUCACUCCUUACUGUUUUCAGUUUAAAACAUGCCGGGGUUAUUUGUUCAUUUUGGCAUAUACAGAACUCUAGCCAUAUAUGUAAGCAAUGAAUUUGGAGCCUAGUUGAUUUUAUCCUUUUAUAUUGUCUAAAUAUAUCUAAACAUGUAAUAUUUCUUUGCAAUAAAGAUGUCCAAGCAGUGUAACAGCAUUGCGUUUCAGG